GCCACCGAGCCCCAUGAACCUGCUGCGCAUCGUGCUGCUCCUGGGGACUGCAGCUGCAGCCUGGGGCAGUUUAAAGCUCAAGGGGCGUCCAUGCCACCCCCACGCACAGCCCUGGCAGGCAGCCAUCUUCGAACGCGCCAAGUACAACUGCGGUGCCACCCUCAUCAGCAGUAGAUGGGUCCUGACUGCAGCCCACUGCCUGACUGGCCCCGUCCAUGUGCGCCUGGGGGAUUACAACCUGUAUGUCCGUGAGGAGACCGAGCAGGACAAAGCUGUGGCCAAAAGCAUCAUCCACCCCGGCUACAACUGCACGGACCACGACAACGACAUCAUGUUGCUCAAGCUGCAGACCCCGGCCAGGCUCAACCGCUACGUCCAGCCGCUAGGCCUGGCCUCCCGGUGUGCGGAGCCUGACGAGCUGUGCUCGGUGUCGGGGUGGGCCACCGCCCUCAACGCCCCCGAAAACAUCUCCAUCAUCCUCUACUGCACCAAGGUCCACAUUGUCUCCGAUGAGCAGUGCACGGCCAACUUCCCCAGGCAUGUCAACAGGAACAUGGUCUGCGCAGGCUUGAAGGGUGGGGGCACGGAUUCCUGUGAGGGCGACUCCGGCGGCCCGCUGGUGUGUAACGGGAAGCUGCAGGGCGUCGUGUCUUGGGGCGACGUGCCGUGCGCCUCCACCAUGAAACCCGGCGUUUACAUGAACGUCUGUAAAUACUACGACUGGCUGCUGGCCACCAUGUGGGGAAACUGA
Molecule: messenger RNA, 751 nt
Organism: Mauremys mutica (yellowpond turtle)
Lineage: Eukaryota; Metazoa; Chordata; Testudines; Geoemydidae
Product: kallikrein-15-like
Exons: 5
Coding region: 14-751 (245 amino acids)
Biological process (GO): proteolysis
Molecular function (GO): serine-type endopeptidase activity
Source: RefSeq, a predicted model, not a curated record